CCUUCUGUCGCUGUGUGUCGUCACGUACCCUGCGUUUGCUGUGAGAGUUCACGAAAGGGGUGGAGGACUGAAGACGAUGCUGGAUGCCAUGGAAGUACCAAGUCACGCGAGGGAUCUCCUGCUGCAGCUCAACAGCCAGCGCACCAAAGGAUUUCUGUGCGAUGUCAUCAUCGUGGUCCAGAACGCUUUAUUCCGGGCACACAAGAACAUUCUGGCAGCCAGCAGCCUCUACUUGAAGUCCUUGGUGGUCCACGACAAUUUAAUCAACCUCGACCACGAGAUGGUGAGUCCUGGGGUCUUCCGGGUCAUUCUGGACUACAUCUACACGGGCCGCCUCACAGACGGGGACCCCUCAUCUCCCACCGAACCCAACCUGGGUGCCGUUUUGGCCGCGGCCAGCUACCUGCAGCUGCUCGAUUUAGUAGCUUUGUGCAAAAAGAAACUGAAAAGAAAUGGCAAGUACCCUCCUCGCACUACUCCGGCAUUCCUGCCAUAUGCAAAAAUGGGCGGUAUGGGUCUAGGCAGUGGAGGCCGAUACAGGGUUUCCACUCCUGUUAUCCAAACAUGUCCUCCCGGGGGAAUUAUGAACAGCCACACACCUCGGCCUCCACCGCUUGAAGAGCUGGUUCCCCAUCGGCUGGCCAUCCAUGCUGGCGAGCUUUACGCUCCCACCUCUACCCAAGGCCCCCAAUCCUUCCCGUCCAUGCAGUCGGUGAUGCCGGCUCAGCACGGCCUGCGCCCGGCGCUUCCAGAUAGAAACUGCUCCCCAAACUAUGGCCUAGAUCUCUCCAAGAAGAGUCCUAACUCUCAGUCUCAGCACACUCCCUCCCAGUCCCAUGAGGUCAGCACCCACAAUGACGAUGAGCGAGAUGGGACUCCAAAUGGACACACCAGUCCUACGCAGGGAGCCAAUGGCAGGGCUUUCCCCUCUGAGAAAAUGGAGACAACUGAUCAGACGAGUGCUAUCACUCCGCCACGGUUUCCCCAUCAAAACCAGUCCCUUGGCCCUCACCUCCCUCACCUCCAUCGUAUGAGCUCACAGGGCGGCGAGCGCUUCCCAUGCCCACCGAGUCCGGACACACUCACCGAAGGUGGAGAGGCCGGAAGAGAGGUGGGAAAUAUCUACCGCUGGGUGAAACACGAGCCAUUACCGUACACAGCUGAGGAUGAGGAUGAAGAUGAGGACGAAGAUGAAGGAGGUGAAAAUGGAGAGCGACGGCACAACCAUCACAAAGAGGAGAGUGAGGGGCCGGACGACAAGAGCGGCUCCUGCACCGAGGAGACCGGCAGCAGCGAGGGCCGCCCGUCCCCUUCUGGACACAUGGGGAGGUUCCACGUUCCGUACGAGCCAGAGAGUUACGGGGACAAUCUGUACGUGUGCAUCCCCUGUGACAAGGGCUUCCCGAGCUCAGAGCAACUCAACGCACAUGUGGAGACUCACACGGAAGAGGAGCUGUUUGUCAACUCUGGCGGAGAGAUGGGAAAUGGCAACAACAACAAGAACAUCAGCAGCAGCACCAACGGCUAUAGCGGGUUAACUGGCGGCGGGACCCAUUUGGAGACUAAAUCCAGCCAGGCUUUGGUUUCAGGGUCCAUCGGGGAAAUGAUUCGUCCGUACCGGUGUUCAUCCUGCGACAAGUCCUACAAGGAUCCAGCCACUCUCCGGCAGCAUGAAAAGACCCACUGGCUCACCCGACCGUACCCGUGCAGCAUCUGUGGCAAGAAGUUCACGCAGCGCGGCACCAUGACACGCCACAUGCGCAGCCACCUGGGUCUCAAGCCCUUCGCCUGUGACUCCUGUGGCAUGCGCUUCACCCGCCAGUACCGCCUCACCGAGCACAUGCGCAUCCACUCUGGGGAGAAGCCGUAUGAGUGCCAAGUGUGCGGUGGGAAGUUUGCUCAGCAGCGCAACUUGAUCAGCCACAUGAAGAUGCACAGCAGCGGGGCGGCAGCGGGCGGUCUCACCUCCGAGGGCAAGCUGAAGCUGGACUUUGCGGAGGGCAUUUACCCCCUGAGCAAGUACACUGCCGAGCAUCUGGGGCUCAAGCAGGAAAAGGCAAAUGAGCUCCUCCUCCAGGCACAGCACCAGCUUGUGAACGACCCCAAGGCCAUGGAUAGCCUCUACCCGCUCUCCAAGCUGGCAUCAGAGCACCUCGGUGCUCUCGGCCAUGACAAGGUAGACAUCCUGUGCCAAGCCCUGCCGCCUUCCCAGCAGGCCCUCUCUGAGGCCCGCGCCAUUGACCGCUACUCCCCCAGCUAA
Nerophis lumbriciformis (worm pipefish) is the source of this 2260-nucleotide messenger RNA. NCBI's taxonomy places the organism in Eukaryota, Metazoa, Chordata, Actinopteri, Syngnathiformes, Syngnathidae. The record is from RefSeq and is a predicted model, not a curated record.